Molecule: messenger RNA, 1191 nt
Organism: Onychostoma macrolepis
Lineage: Eukaryota; Metazoa; Chordata; Actinopteri; Cypriniformes; Cyprinidae
Gene: naa38
Product: N-alpha-acetyltransferase 38, NatC auxiliary subunit
Exons: 3
Coding region: 112-441 (109 amino acids)
Cellular component (GO): NatC complex
Molecular function (GO): RNA binding
Source: RefSeq, a predicted model, not a curated record
GCCGCCAAUAAAAAAAAAAGAAGAAGAAGAAUGCUUCUUUGAGUAACUGUUGCCAUCGCUUUUCCGUUUGACUCGCAUUUAUACAAAGACUUUAACAUAACGAAGGCUCAAAUGGCAACAGAAAGCGAAGAGAACGGCACGGAUAUGCAAACUGAGGUGGAGACGUCUGCUUAUUCGCUAGCUCGGUGUAAACUGGAGAACCUCCUCAAUAAGAGCAUGAGGAUCCGGAUGACUGACGGCCGAACGCUGGUGGGGCUCUUCCUGUGCACAGACAGAGACUGCAACGUCAUCCUGGGAUCUGCACAAGAGUUUCUCAAAUCCACAGAUUCUUUCUCACAAGGUGAGCCCAGAGUGUUAGGACUGGCGAUGAUCCCUGGCCAUCAUGUGGUUUCUAUAGAAGUGGAAUCUGAAAGCCUUCAGACGACCACCCAUGGACUCUGACAACUUUAGAGACUUCUGGAUCACCAUAUGGACUACAGAGCAUGUAGUUUACACACACGCACACAUUUUGUCUGCAAAUAUAGAGAUGGCAAUUAAGAUCCAUUAAAGCUGGAGUUAUUGACCCAAAUGGUGUUUUCCUAAUUUGUAGGAAACUCCCAUUCCAUACACAGUGGGUUAGUCCUCUAUGUUGAAACAAGAAUAAUAACAUGACUGUACCUUUUUGUUUGUGUUUGCUUGCUUGUGAGCACAUUGUUUGUAUAUAUUGACACUGUUAUUUUUCAGUAAGAGACAGAUCUUUCAUGUUUCUCAUAUUUGAGAAUCAUUGCAUCUCUAAUUUUCCCUCUUAACCUCAUAUCACCAGCUGAGGUUAUUCAGACGUUAUCACAGACUUUAUUGCAUUAAAUGUAUUAUUAGUUACUAUUAUUACUUUAUUGCAUUAGAUGAUGAUGAUGAUUAUUAUUAUUGCCUAUAUAACAGCAUAUUUUAGUGGUGCUGAAAUUGAGUGAUUUAGGGUGCUAAUACAUUAUUAUGUACCAGUACAGUACAUUAUUUAAAUAGGCAAAUGCUCCUUAUAAAAAAGAAUAAAUUCAAAGAAAAUGUUUUAUUUGUUUUAUAUGAGUUUACUGACCAUGAAUAUCAAAUUUAUAUGUGUAUUUUAAUUAAAUUUGUUAUAUUAGUCAUAAAAACAUUUUUGUUGUUUGGUUAUUGAUGACAUCAUAGACAGAGGCAGGUCUAAUAGGCUGCAUUCAC